Aspergillus uvarum CBS 121591 is the source of this 1221-nucleotide messenger RNA. RefSeq lists its product as uncharacterized. The transcript has 2 exons. The record is from RefSeq and is a predicted model, not a curated record. Bases 1 to 1221 code for a protein of 406 amino acids. NCBI's taxonomy places the organism in Eukaryota, Fungi, Ascomycota, Eurotiomycetes, Eurotiales, Aspergillaceae.
AUGAAGUCAGCAACUGCAAUCAAGUCCCCCAAUGGCCAUGGGAGUGUUUACAAGGAAGUGCGCUUCUCUCCUACUCCUACCCCCGUCCGUCGCACGCAAUCGGUGCCAAAUGCGCACCCUGACUUGUAUACCCAUGGUGCCGCCGGCGUCACCUACUCGAGCCUGAGUGCCAGUUAUCUCGACCAAGCGCGAUCACUACUGGACCGUCAACGAAUCAGUUUCGAAAAUGAAAAGAAGUUGUUCAAUGAGGAACGGCAACUGUGGGAAAAAGAGCGGGCGUUGUUGAAGUCGAAGAUAUCUGAACUAGAAGCCCUGCUAAGAGGGCGAGGAUCCACCGCAUCGGCGACCGUGCUGCCGCCCGGCGCUUUUGCUUUUGCCGACCAAUUUCACGCAAGUGCGCAGGUGUGGGAGGGAUCUAGCCCUGGGAGCCGGCCCACCAGGGUAUUUCCUGACGCGGAGACGACGGACAUCCACACUUUAUCGUCGAUCCCGGAGCAAGGAGCCAAAUAUGUCUCUGCGCCAUCUUUGGACGCAGCUCUUUCUCCCAAAUCGCAUGCAGUAGACCUCUCUACGGGCGCCAGUGUUCCUGUACCGAUUGAGAAGCUGGACAGCAAGCUAGACGGAAUUACCCUCAAAUCAUCUGCCCUGCCCCCUGAAGUGGUUGCCCGCGUGAUCACACCACCAUCACCGUCGUCGCUCGAAACCUCCCCGACCUCCUCAACCCGCCCCCCGAAUGAGCACCGCAACAGUUUGAAACUGCGAUUAUCCGAGCUCGGUCCCCCGGAAUUCAACCUGACCAGGAACGCCGGUCAUACUCCCAUGGCCAAGAUCGAUCGCGAUAUUGACACGGAGCAACCGUCGCCUCAGGAGGUACAAGAUGAGGCCAGCCCCCUUGCUCCGGCAGUGCUUCGGCAACCUGCAGAACAGUCCGAUUCGUACUUUGCAGAUUUGCCGGAAGACCCAGCUCUGAAGGGGCCGCUCUCCUUGUUGAACGAGGAGGAACACGACAGUAGCUUUCUGAAGGAGCUUGAUCAGAGGCUUCUGGACCAGGUCAAGCAGGUCCUUGGCCACCACCGCAGGAGUUCUCGGGAGGAGAGGGAAGAUGGGGAAGAUGAGGCUGAGCCUCGCAGCCAGGGUGAGACCGAAGAGCCUGAAUUGCGGUUCAAGAAGACCACCAAUUUUGGCACGGCUUUUGGAAUCUCGGACUGCGGAAAAGUGUAA